AUAUGUCACCAGCGUUGCCUGACCGUUUUGGAGAGCGCUAGCAACAGAAAUAACAAAAAUUAAAUAUCAUUAAAAGGACAAAUAAUUAGACAUGAGUGGAGCAGAAAAGGCCUUCGAACAGGUGCGCCAGGUGCGCCAAAAUGCCCGAGAGUACGAGAGUUCCGUCAAGGACUUGUAUUCAUGGGAGCGGGACAUUAAGAGCAAGGAGAAGGAGCUUCAGAAUGCGCCGGCGUCUGCCGCCAAGAUGGAUCUGCCAGUGCGCAGUCAUGGAAAGCCGCAGAAACCCGAGAAGGACAGUCCCACAUCCUCUGCGGCCAGCACACCCACAGAGAAGCAGGACCUGCCGAUGGAUCCUGUGGCCCAGCAGCACAAGAAAGCCAACGACAUCAAGGACCGGGGUAAUACCUAUGUCAAACAGGCUGAAUACGAAAAGGCCAUCGUGGCCUACUCCACGGCCAUUGCCGUGUAUGCCCAUGAUCCCAUAUACUAUAUAAACAGAGCAUUGUGCUACUUAAAACAGGAGCGUUUCGAGCUAUGCGCAGAGGAUUGCGAGGCUGCCAUUGCGCUGGACAAACUCUGCGUAAAGGCUUAUUACCGCCGAAUGCAGGCCAACGAGUCCUUGGGAAACAACAUGCAAGCCCUCAAGGAUUGCACCACCGUGCUGGCCAUUGAGCCAAAGAACAUUGAAGCUAAGAAAAGCUUGGCCAGAAUCAACGAACGUCUGCGCAAAAAUGCUACGAAAAGUGGACCAAACUUCACGCCCGAACGCCCUGGUCUGGUCGACGUCUUGCCUUUCGAUAAGCCUGUAUAUAAGCGCUCCAAGAAGGCCAUGCGUCGUGUACCCAUUGUGGAUGUGGUAACCCCUCGCGGCACCAGCGAUGACACCAACAAUCUGCGUAUUUCGGAUGAGGAUAUAGACAAAAUCUUUAAUAGUAGCUGCGGCUCAUUCGAGGAGGUAAAAAAGACGAAUGUAAAGCAGAAACCACUAGAUACAUCAAUUAGUCCAGCCAAAGUUGAGACAAUUGUUGAGAGCUCAAAAGACGCUAAGAAAGAAGCCAAGCAAAGUCUACCCAAAGCAGCACCAGUUAUGGAAACCUCCAAAGAAACAAAAAAGGAAUCAGAAACUGUUCCUGAUGUGGAUAAGGAAACAGAACCAAGUUCACCCAAAAAACCGGCAGUCGAGGUCUCCAAAGUUCAGAGACCCAUCUCUCCACCAAAGACAACUGAGAAACAUAGCACAGAAGUCCAAGCGACAAACCUCAAAGCCAGUCAAACUGAAAUGACUGUACCAAAUUCAACGAACAACGAAAUGUCAGCCAAUACACUAGAGCAAAAGCGGUCUUUGCCGCCUGCGCCUACGGGCACAGCCCAGUUUCAUGUCACCUGGAAGGAGCUAAGUGCUCCUCAAAAAUACCAGUAUUUGAAGUCAAUUGAAAUUCAGAAUCUAUGUAAGAUUCUGGGAGCUGGUUUCGAUUCUGAUACGUUUGCGGAUCUGCUUCGCACUGUUCAAGACUACUAUGUACCAAACAAGGAGCCAACCACAGCGGAUGUCCUCCUUGAGGUCAGCAAAAAUGAUGAGUUUACCAUUUUGGCCAUGCUCAUGUCAGCGGAAGAGAAGAAAGUGGUGACGUCUAUUUUCAAUGCCAUCAAGAACUGGCCCAUCAAGAACCAGACGGUUAUGGAUAAGCUCUCAAAGGUAUACGACGUGGCCUAAAACCUUAAUGAUUCAAGUCUUAUGUACUUAUGUUGCUUCAAAUUGUUAGCUCAAAAACCAACACUACAAAUAUAAAGAGGAUGUUUAGAUGAUCCCCGAUAUAUUAAACAGA
This is a messenger RNA of Drosophila eugracilis, 1826 nucleotides long. It is a transcript of the gene spag, whose product is annotated as RNA polymerase II-associated protein 3. Gene Ontology annotation, molecular function: protein binding. The transcript has 6 exons. Lineage: Eukaryota; Metazoa; Arthropoda; Insecta; Diptera; Drosophilidae. Bases 92 to 1714 code for a protein of 540 amino acids. The record is from RefSeq and is a predicted model, not a curated record.